AUGGUUUCAAACAAUUCUGUUCCGAUGAAGUUAGAAAGUUCUGACAGAAGAUAUGUAGUUGUCAGAACGUCAGAAGCUCAUAUGCAAGAUACAGAAUAUUUUGACGACUUAGCAGAAACUUUGACAUCUGACUUUUACAACCACUUGUUCUCAUAUUUUAUGACAUUAGAUAUUUCAAAGUUCAAUCCAAGACAAAUUCCACAUACCGAAGAGAGACAAACAUUGUUAGAAGCAAACAAGAGUGUAUAUGAACUGUUCAUAGAUGAAACUGACUUUGAGUGUUUAGAUGAAAGGUCAUUGUACGAUUCGUAUAAACAAUAUUGUCAAGAAUAUGGUUAUAUGACAGCGUCUAAACGAACAUUCUUGGCAAAUGUCAAAAGUCUUUUAGACGUACAGAAUGGUGUAUAUACAAAGAAAAAUUUUUAUGAGUAA
Messenger RNA from Trichomonas vaginalis G3, 432 nucleotides. RefSeq names its product Poxvirus D5 protein-like family. Lineage: Eukaryota; Parabasalia; Trichomonadida; Trichomonadidae. The coding region runs from base 1 to 432 and encodes 143 amino acids. The record is from RefSeq and is a predicted model, not a curated record. The transcript has a single exon.